AUGUCUACUUUAACAACAUCCGCUAUUGAUGCUGGGCAUCUUGAUUCAUACCAUGGAAACGCUUCGGAAAGCUCCCGAAGGUUAACUUUACAAGACUUAUUAUUAACUGAACCUGUACAACGAUCUGGAAGCAAUCAUUCUUCUCCUGUUGGUUGUAGUAGAACACCUUCACCUACUGAACCUACAAACUCUACAUUGAUGCAAUAUCAUAGUCGUCAUACAAUUGAUUCUUUUAAACUUACAUUACCAACUCCUUUAACAUCACCCAAUCCAGGUCCAACAAUUCCUCGAGUUCAAUCAUAUCAUGGAUAUCCUUCAACUCCUUCUUCACCUACACCGAUCACACCAAUUCAAUUAGAUGAACAAAGUUCUUAUAUGCAAACUUUAGCUACAUCAGGAACUGUUACACCUCUCUCACUUUCUGAACGUCGUGAGAGAAAUAAAGUAGCAUCAGCAAAAUAUCGCGCAAAAAAACAUAAACAAAAUCAAGAAAUGAGUACACAAAUUAAUGAAUUAAUUGCCGAAAAUAAUGUAUUAACAAGACAAUUAGAAGAAAUGAGAGCUGAAAAUAAUGAAUUAAAAGAAUUAGUUGAUAAACUUAAAAGUAAAUUAGUUGAAGGAAAAAUAUUGAAAAGAUUAGGUCGUGGUGCAAAAUUAACCGCUGCUGUAACUAAUACUAUUGGAACUACUACUGAAGGACUUGCUUCCCUUUCUACAACCGUAAGAAAAGGUACAAGACGAAAUGGUUAUAGUGGGCAUGCAAAAGGAACUGAAGCCACGGCAAAAAAUUCCAGAAAAUAA
Racocetra persica is the source of this 801-nucleotide messenger RNA. NCBI's taxonomy places the organism in Eukaryota, Fungi, Glomeromycota, Glomeromycetes, Diversisporales, Gigasporaceae. The record is from the annotation of a GenBank genome assembly.